AUGUCGUCAGUAUCCGGCAGCCGACGUCGGACCCGCGACGAACUCGAGGAGGAUGACAGCGACAGCAGCAUCGCCUCAAGGGACGUCGAGCCUCCGAAACGCCCACGCAUGAACGGACUGUCGACCGGAGCCCGAAGCAAUGGAUUCACGAACGGCACCCAGGAUGAGGAGUUCCAGCCCGGCUCCAUCAUCAGGGUGGCGGUCGAGAACUUCGUCACCUACGAAAAGGCCGAAUUCUUCCCCGGCCCGAACCUGAACAUGGUCAUUGGGCCCAACGGCACCGGCAAGAGCACCCUGGUGUGUGCCAUCUGCCUGGGUCUCGGAUACAGCCCCAAGAACUUGGGGAGGGCCGGUACCGUCAAGGAGUUCGUCAAGAUCGGCAAGGACAUUUCGACUAUUGAGCUCGAGUUGAAGAAGCGGCCCGAAGACCGCCGGAACUGGACUAUCCGCGUCCAGAUCAAACGAGAGCAGAACUCGCAAAAGUGGUGGCUGAAUGGGAAGGAGACCAGCCACAAAAACAUCCAGAAACUCAUGUGGACGCUCAAGAUCCAGGUGGACAACCUAUGCCAGUUUCUGCCGCAGGAUCGCGUCGUCGAGUUCGCUAGUUCUUCGCCCGUGGAGCUGCUCCAGGAGACAAUGCGUGCCGCUGCGCCGGAGCAGAUGCUGGAGUGGCAGGAGGAGCUGCGGGAACUCCACAAAGAGAAAAAGGAGUUGGGCGAGGUGGCAGAGAGGGACGGGGAGAACCUCAAGAAUCUCGAAAGUCGGCAGCAGGGCCUACAGGCUGAUGUGGAUAGAAUCCGGGAGCGAGCGGAAAUCGAGGAAAAGGUCAAAAACCUCAAGUCGGCCCAACUAUUGUCUCAAUAUAACGAUGCGAGAAAGAAAUUGGCAGUAGCCAAGAACCGGAAGACGGACGCCGAGAAUGCGUUGGAUCGCCUUAAGAAGGAGACAGGUCCUUCGCUCGAGGCCAUCAAAAAGAAGCAAGCAUAUGCGCAGAAAGCCAAGGCAUUGGUCCCUAUAAAGGAGAGAUUACAGCGGAAUUCGGAGGCGGAGUCGGACAGGCUCUUAAAGGAAGCCGGCCGUGCGGCAGAGAAAAUGAACGAAUGGAAUGACAAGAUAAACGCUGAGCGAACUGGAUUCGAAGAGAAGAAGCAAGAACUCGCCCAGUCUAGACAAAAAAUCACAGCCUUGCAAGCCGAUCAAAAAAAUCGGCCUCCCGAAUUCAAUGGUCCUGAGUGGAAUCAGAAAGUGCGAGACGAGGAGAAGAAUCUACGAGAUCUCGAGAGUGAAAAGCGAGAGCUUGAUGGCCGUGUCAGCGAGCUCAAGACCCAAGGAUUAGCCAAAAGAGACGAACUGAGAAAGCUGGAGGAGGAGAUCGAAGCCUUCGAUACCCAGGAGGGUCAACAGCUGAGCUUAUUGAAGAGACACUUUCCAGAGGUUGCUACCGCUUGGGAGUGGAUUCAACAGCACAAGGAUGAAUUUGAGAAGGAAGUGUUCGGGCCGCCCAUGGUCAGUUGCUCGAUAAAAGACGAACGGUACUCGAGCCUAGUUCAGUGUCUUCUACAAAAAGACGAUUUCACCUGCAUAGUGGCUCAGACGAAGAAUGACUACAAGAAGCUAACACAUCAGCUCUACAAAGUCAUGAGUUUGUCCAUCAAUAUUAGAACGUGCUCGCAGCCACUGCAAUCCUUCAGACCACCUGUCAGUCGCGAAGAAGCGAAGUCGCUUGGGCUUGAUGGUUUCUCCCUCGACUUUAUAGAAGGACCUUCUCCCGUUCUCGCAAUGCUGUGUGCAGAAAAGGGCAUUCAUCGGUCAGGCGUUGCUCUGAAGGAGCACAAUAACGACCAAUAUGACCGUCUUGUCCAGAGCGGCUCCAUCUCCCAGUGGGCUGCUGGAACACAGUCCAACAUUGUGCGCAGACGAAAGGAGUACGGCCCUCAAGCCGUGACGUCUGUCACGAGACAAAUUCAGCCUGGCCAUUUCUGGACGUCACAGCCUCUUGACUCCCAGGAGAAGGUGGAGCUAAACAAUCGACUAUCUGAAGUAAAGGAAGUAUUCGAUGCUCUCAAGAGCCGAAGCAAAGAGUUUGCCAGGCAAAAAUCCGAGAUCGAUUCCAAAAUGGCUGAUAUCACGAAGACAAUUGACAAAAUCAAGGAGGAGAAAAACGCCUUGCAGCGAGAACACCAGAAAUGGCUGGCACUUCCUGAUAAGAUUGCAACCGAGGAGAAAAAGAAGGAAACAACCGAGCAAGCCAUGCGAGAUAUCCGGAAAGGUCUACUGGAUUUGCAGUACGAUUGGGAUGAGGGCACCAUUGCUCGUGCAGAGGCCGUCCUGGAGCAUGCCAGGUCUCUUGAGAAGAUUGGAGAAGCCCACCGAGAGUUGAUAGAAGCCAAGAUCCAGGUAAUCGAAGCCGAAUCGGACCUGGAGGGCCUCAAGCUUCGAAAUGGUAGAAUCAUGCAGCAGCUAGAGGAACAGACACUAGAACUGGCCGAGGCCGAGGCCGAAGUCGCCAGAGUGCGUACCAAGGGUGCAGAAAUCCGGGAUCUGGUCCGGGAACUCUCGCUUGAGACCGAGGAGCAGAGGGAUUUGAUAUCCAGGCUUCAAGAGGGCAAGACACCAGAGGAGCUUGGCAUGGAAAUCGAUGCAGAAGAGGCCAAACUGGAGCUGAUUCACGCUGCGAACCCCAACGUGAUACGCGAGUUUGAGAAGCGUACCGCGGAGAUUCUACGAAUCCAGAAAAGGAUGGAGACGUCCACGGACACGUUGCGAGACUUGACCCAGAAAAUCGAGGGCAUCAUGGGUCAAUGGGAGCCGCAGCUCGACCAGCUGGUAUCCACGAUCAACGAUGCCUUUGCAUACAACUUUGAGCAGAUCAGCUGCGCGGGCGAGGUCCGUGUACACAAGGACCCGGACUUUGACCAGUGGGCUUUAGACAUCAUGGUCAAGUUCCGCGAGAACGAGGAGCUUCAGAAACUCAACGCCCAUCGCCAGUCUGGAGGCGAGCGGGCAGUCUCCACCAUCUUCUACCUCAUGGCCCUCCAGUCCCUGGCUCAGUCUCCCUUCCGAGUCGUGGAUGAGAUCAAUCAGGGUAUGGAUCCUCGCAACGAACGUAUGGUCCACGAGCGCAUGGUUGAGAUUGCCUGCCGCGAGCACACCUCGCAGUAUUUUCUCGUCACCCCCAAGUUGCUCCCCAACUUGCGAUAUGACAGGAAGAUGCGUGUGUUGUGUAUUGCCAGCGGUGAGUUUAUGCCAGCCGAAGGCAAGAAACUAGAUUUCAGACGAUGUCUGAAAAUUCAGAAAGGUCUUCUGGUUCAAUAA
Molecule: messenger RNA, 3315 nt
Organism: Clonostachys solani
Lineage: Eukaryota; Fungi; Ascomycota; Sordariomycetes; Hypocreales; Bionectriaceae
Source: the annotation of a GenBank genome assembly